This is a messenger RNA of Guillardia theta CCMP2712, 1830 nucleotides long. RefSeq lists its product as hypothetical. Lineage: Eukaryota; Cryptophyceae; Pyrenomonadales; Geminigeraceae. The transcript has 21 exons. The coding region runs from base 1 to 1830 and encodes 609 amino acids. The record is from RefSeq and is a predicted model, not a curated record.
AUGGUGGACAACUCGUCUACCAUGUCAGACCAGCAGGAGCUUGUUGCAAGCUCCUGGUCUUCAUUAACAAGAGGAGUUCACGACUGGUCUACCCUGGACGAGUGUGAUAGCAGGACAGAGGAGAUUUCUGCAUAUGCGGUCUUAGCUCACGAGCAGAAUGGAACUGCAUUCCAGCACCAUUCACUUCGUUUCACCGCGAUAGGAGCCGAUACGGAACGUCAAGGCAGCUGCUCGGCAAGAACGGGCCCGAAGCGAUGGAUCCGUUUGGAGAACCAGCGGGCCGACGAUGAAGCUGAGGGAGGGUCAACGAGCGUUUGCACAUCAGAGGACUCGGGAGAAGAUUUCUUGCUGCAAGUGGAGCUUCGGGUGUUUUCAGCCGCCGAUCAUCGAUACGCGUUUGGGGUUCUGACAACCCUCGAUUGCCUGCUCAUGAUUUUCCUUGACGAACAUCUACUUGUCGCUCGGAACCUUGACAACUACAGCGGAAACGCGACAUUAGACAAAGCAGAGUAUUCUCGUGUUGUGAAAGGGAUGGGGAGGAGGCUCUCAUAUGGGUUCAAAAUCGCCGGGGGAGAAUAUUUCGGACCUCCAGCCAAGUCAUUCUAUGACAUCGUUCAUGGAAAUUCGUUUGCUCGUUCUGUCAUCAUCAAUCAGAAUGCCCCGAUCCUCUCCGAGCAUCCGGACAAGAAGGAGCCAGCACCUGCUCUAGAAGCUCUUCGUUUCAUCAUAGUCACCCCAGCUCGCAACUGCGCGACCUGGAUCCGAUUCACGGUGGAGAGCGUGUUAGCGCAAAGCUACAGGAACUGGGAGCUGAUUGUGACUGACGACCACUCGUCGGAUGGCACUGGAGAUGUUGCCAUCGAGGCCUCCAGGGUGAUCGUGAAUGAAGAGAGGAAGGGAGCCUUGUACAACACCAUCAACGCCAUCGCCAUGGCCGAUCCCCAGGAUGAUGACGUCAUCGUCGUCGUCGAUGGAGAUGAUUGGUUCGCACAUCCUAACGCGCUCGCUCUCGUGGCCCGCAAGUACGAGGAGGGAGCCUGGAUGACCUACGGGACUUUCAUCGAGUAUCCCACCGGCCUCGUGCCUGACUGGAUCGUCGACUUCCCCAAAUGGGUCAUUGACUCGAAGUCUUUCCGACGCUUUCCUUUCAUCUCAUCGCAUCUCAGGAAGUCUUUCUGCUACGAUGAGGAUCAUGGGUGGGGUCCCAAGUGCUCCAACGGAGGACGAUACUUCGACAGGGCAGGAGCAGAUGUUGCCGUCAUGCUCCCGCUGCUAGAGAGAGCAGGGGAGAGGAUCAUGCGUGUGGACUCAAUCCUGCUGGUGUACAACAUCGCAACACCCAGCAAUGACUACAAGAUCCACCUCAAGGAGCAGUGGGGAGUCGACGAACUGGUGCGAUCAAGGCAGCCACUGAGUCGCAAACAAGGUCCGUCGAACUCCCUUCCUGUCUCCUUCACUGCUUCACCUCCUUAUGCUCUUGCUCUUGCUCUUGCUCUUGCUCGACCUCAUGACUUGUCGGAAGGUUCAAGAAGAUCUCCUUCCUCUGAGCCGCCAAGCAUCGAGGUCCUCACACCAGUCAACGGAGCUUCUCAUCGGGCACAGGAGGAACUGCACAUCGAGUAUCGUGUUGGGGGCGUUUGGGUACCGGAGGAAGCCGUUGCUGAGUUGUUCCUCGACGGCAAGUUGAUCGUGCGGGGAGAUCGUUCGGAGCUGCUGAUCUCUGUGCCUCAGGAUAUCGUUCCUCCUGGACAACAUCAUGUCGACGCGGACCUGGUGGGCCCUGAGGGGGAAGUCUUAUCCUUCCACUCCAUCUCGUUCACUGUAGUCUAA